Drosophila bipectinata is the source of this 1378-nucleotide messenger RNA. RefSeq names its product MAPK Phosphatase 4 (gene MKP-4). Gene Ontology annotation, biological process: protein dephosphorylation. Lineage: Eukaryota; Metazoa; Arthropoda; Insecta; Diptera; Drosophilidae. Gene Ontology annotation, molecular function: protein tyrosine/serine/threonine phosphatase activity. Gene Ontology annotation, cellular component: nucleus. The record is from RefSeq and is a predicted model, not a curated record.
AGGAAUGUGGUUUUGGAUUCCGCUUCCGAUCGAUUUCUCAAUGAACGAGUAAUGCAACAGCCGCAACAGCAGGCUGCUUCGUCCUCGUCGGGGGGCAAGCCCCAGGACUCUGGCACCCUGACACGCGAGGACUUCGACGGCGGUCCCGUGAGCAUCGAUGAGAUCGAGACGGGUCUGUUUCUGGGCAACCUGACGGCAGCCACUCAUAUGGAGACGCUGCGUUCCUUCAAGAUUUCCCACAUACUCACCCUCGACUCGGUACCCCUGCCGCAGCACAUCCUGGAGGCCAGCUUUCUCACCACAAAGUACAUCCAGAUUGCUGACAUGCCCCGCGAAGACAUCCUGCAGCAUCUGGAGGGCUGCGUGGAGUUCAUCAGCUCGGCCCUGGAGCAGCAUGGCAAUGUCCUGGUGCACUGCUAUUUUGGGGUGAGCCGCAGCUCCUCGACCGUCAUCGCGUACAUGAUGAAGCGCCACAACCUGGACUUCCUGCCCGCCUACGAGAUGGUGAAGGCCAAGAGGCGCUUCGUCCAGCCCAACGCCGGCUUUGUCACCCAGCUGAAGCUGUUCCGCCGCAUGGGCUGCCGCAUCGAUCCGGGAUGCCAGCGCUACAAGACGCACCGGCUGCGCUUGGCCGGCGAGCAGAUGCGAAAGGCCAAGAUCUUGCCGCAGAGCUUCCACAGUGUGGUGCGUCCCGAUCCGGACAUCACCCGCGAAAAUCCCGAGCCGAUUGUGUUCCGUUGUCGUCGCUGCCGUCGCAUCCUGGCCUCCAAAUCGAACGUGCUCGAGCACAAGCCACGGGAUAGGCCGGCCCAGGAAGCGCCGUCAGCAUCAGCCGCCCCAAAGGAGGCCCAGGCGGAGGCCCAAGGCGAACCGCGCAUGCUGGAGCAGUUGGCCGAACGGAUACGCCAGUCAUCGCUGGGAUCGCCGGGCCACGAAAGCGGCCCCACCUACUGCCGCAGCAUUCUGUUUAUAGAGCCCAUCGCCUGGAUGCAUCGCAUCAUGCUGAACACCCAAGGUCGUCUCCACUGUCCCAAGUGCGAGCAGAAACUUGGCAACUAUAGUUGGAUCAAUGCUUGCAAAUGUCCUUGUGGAGAGACCAUGACGCCAGCAUUCUAUCUGAUACCUUCCAAAGUGGAGCUCUCCAAGGCCGUGCAGAAUGUUCAGACUACGGUUUAGAGGUCGUGCUGGAAAGCGAAAGAGAUGGCAGUAUCAUCAGGAGUAUGGAUUGGGGUGGGGGUUAUCUAUGGAUCAUAAGAUAUCCAAAGUAUCGUAUCACUUCCACCGAUUUUUAUUAUUUUUUUGCCAGACAGAACCAGUCCUUGCGAGGAUCUCUAUGUUUCUUGAAGAACUUUUCUUAUAAAGAAAGUAUUUCUGAAAC